This is a messenger RNA of Calypte anna (Anna's hummingbird), 3488 nucleotides long. RefSeq names its product ring finger protein 2 (gene RNF2). Lineage: Eukaryota; Metazoa; Chordata; Aves; Apodiformes; Trochilidae. Bases 13 to 1131 code for a protein of 372 amino acids. Gene Ontology annotation, cellular component: ubiquitin ligase complex; PcG protein complex. The transcript has 8 exons. The record is from RefSeq and is a predicted model, not a curated record. Gene Ontology annotation, molecular function: ubiquitin protein ligase activity; chromatin binding.
GUGAGGACGUUAAUGCUCCAUUGCGGAGGCUGCCGCUCGCCAUAUUGUGCUGCUGGGGCUGCGGCUUCUCCACCGGCGAGAGAGGAGGGCGACAGGAGCGAGCGGCGCGGUGAGUGCGCCAUGUCUCAAGCUGUGCAGACGAAUGGGACGCAGCCUUUGAGCAAAACGUGGGAGCUCAGUUUGUAUGAACUGCAAAGGACACCUCAGGAAGCUAUCACUGAUGGCUUGGAAAUAGUGGUGUCACCCAGGAGCCUGCACAGUGAACUGAUGUGUCCCAUCUGUCUGGAUAUGUUAAAAAACACCAUGACAACAAAAGAAUGUUUGCAUCGUUUCUGUGCUGACUGUAUUAUUACAGCCCUCAGGAGUGGCAACAAAGAAUGUCCCACGUGUCGUAAGAAGCUCGUUUCAAAAAGAUCACUAAGACCAGAUCCCAAUUUUGAUGCUCUCAUCAGUAAAAUCUACCCAAGCAGAGAUGAGUAUGAAGCUCACCAGGAGAGAGUGCUAGCAAGAAUCAGCAAACACAAUAACCAGCAAGCUCUAAGUCACAGCAUUGAGGAAGGUUUAAAGAUCCAGGCUAUGAACAGGCUACAGAGGGGCAAGAAGCAGCAGAUUGAGAAUGGCAGUGGAGCAGAAGACAACGGUGACAGUUCACACUGCAGCAAUGCCUCCACACACAGCAAUCAGGAAGCAGGGCCUAGUAACAAGAGGACCAAAACAUCAGAUGAUUCUGGGCUGGAACUGGACAAUAACAACACAACAGUGGCAAUAGACCCAGUGAUGGAUGGUGCCAGUGAGAUUGAGCUGGUCUUCAGGCCUCAUCCAACCCUCAUGGAGAAUGAUGACAGUGCACAGACAAGAUACAUCAAGACCUCAGGCAAUGCCACAGUUGAUCACUUGUCCAAGUACCUAGCUGUGAGACUGGCCUUGGAGGAGCUUCGGAGCAAAGGAGAAUCAAACCAGAUGAACCUUGACACAGCCAGUGAGAAGCAGUACACUAUUUACAUUGCUACUGCCAACGGGCAGUUCACUGUAUUAAAUGGGUCGUUUUCCUUGGAACUGGUUAGUGAGAAGUACUGGAAAGUGAACAAACCCAUGGAACUGUACUAUGCUCCCACAAAGGAACACAAAUAAGCUGUGCUGGAAGAGUGAGAUGAGAUUAAUUCCUUUUCUACUUCUUUAAUAUGAAAAGAAGGCACCACCAUUAUCUUCAUGGACAACACAAGAUGCCUUCCAGCUGUCUCAGUGUACUUAUUAACAUGAUUAGACAGUAUUCUGGGUUGUAUUUAAUUUCAUUUUGGGUUUUUGGUUCUUCCCUUGUAGACUAAAUGACCUUCUCCAGUGCAUUCCAAUGUUUGACAUGUUUUUGUUUUUUUUUUCUCCCAGUGCAUGAUAACUGAAGGGUUGUUUUGCCUUGGAAUGUCUUAAUUGUGUCCAGGUCAAUCUGGCUUUUUAAUGCAUUUGACAGAGUUGCAGCAGCCUCUGGGCACUGGACAGCUAAGUCAGUCUAUUCCCUAGUAUCAUAAGCCAAGGAAUGUGUUAUAUUUGCUAAUGGUUCUCCCUACAGAAGAUUGAUAGAGGUGAGUCCCAAGUCUUGCAGCUAGAAGUCAUCUGACUCCCUGGAAAAGAUUUACUUAGUCAUUUAAUUGUGCAGAAAGCAGUGAGAAAACUGACACUUUAAAACCUUGCAAUUUAUUGGUUAAUGUGUCAGUGCAAGGUGAUUCCUGAGAUUGGUUUGCUUUUUAAUUAAUAUAUCAGUCAAAAAAAACCCCAAAGUCAUAACUCCUUCCCAUGUAGAACAUCCCAGUUGUCAUCUGGUUCCCAGUGCAGAAUUAACCUCUCUUCACAGGCUUAACUGAAGAAAAUCUGGAGGUUUUACAGCCCUAUUCUGUUCCCUAUAAUAAGAUUUUUCUCGUGAAUGUAUUAGAAUGUUCUGUAAAGAUCUACCUGCUUUCUAAAAGCAAUUCACUGAAAUUCAAAAGACAUAAAUGCAACUUUAUGGAUUUCUGCCAUCCCACCUCUGACCUUAUCUGGGUUUCAGUUUGAGUGGGGAGGACCACAACCAGAAGCUGCUCCAAGACUGUAUUUAUCCCCAACCCCCCCUUUUUUUUUUCCCUGCCAUAGCUUUAACAAAUAUUAGCACUUUGGAAGACAAUUUUAGUACUUGACAAAAGUUUACCAUUUAGUGUCUUAAAUUUAGGUUCAAGUUUAAAACCUGGUGAAGCCCAGCAUAGCAGCUCCUGUUCAUAUGCAUGUUAAGCCCCUCUUGCUCUGGCCCUUGCUGUCACUUUGGGGGGUUGCAUGACCUAUCAGCAUCCUGUCUGAAGGGAAAAGGUGUUGCUGGGAGAAUCCCUUUACUGUAGGACUUGCUGAUAAAACCUUCACCCCUUUGCAUCUGAAGCUAGAAGCAAAAAAAUGUUGUUGAUAGGCAAGAGGUGAUAGUUUAAACUAUUCAAAUAUGGCCUUGCUUCUUCUUUGUCUCACCCAUAGUUAGACUGGUUUUGGUGUGGUACUCAAAUAUUGAGAUGCUUGGGGACUGCUUUGGGGAGGAAGCACCUUUCCCUUUCAGCACUUCUGUUUCUCAAGCCCAGCACUUGUAAAAAUGCAUCCAUUCCCAGUGCUCCUUCUGAUCAGCUUUAUCCCAAUGUGAAAACUGCACAGGCUUCUUUCAUCAAGUUACUAAUUUUUUUUUUCUUUUUUUUUUUUGUGACAUGAAACAGUUCCCAGAGCACAGAGGGAAGAGUUUUUAAAGAAAGUAAUUUCUCAUGACUUUCUGGUGAAACACUGCAUUGUACAGAUGAGUAGUGCAUGUCCACUAAAUAUAAUCUAGGGGGUGAGGAAAGGGUGAUGAGAAAUGAUUUAAAAUUCCUGGGGAAACUUCUAGAUUAAUUGCAGCAAUCUUCCCAUUGUGAUAGCUAAGGUAACAACCCCUUCAGCAAGAGAGGUGUGUGUGAAGCUAUGCAGUCUGUCAAUGUGUCCCAAGUUCUUUAAAAAGUCUGGGAGAAUGUGAAGCUUUUCAUGUUGUAGUGAAUUUACUGGGUAUUUAUGUUCUUAAAAUAUUAUAUACAUAUAUAUAAUGUAGUUGUUUGAUUAAACCAUUGAUUGCACUGUGAUUCUUUAGUGCUAAAAACUAUUUUAUUUACUUUACUCUUCCACCAUUUAAAGCCAGGCUAUUUUUGAAGUAUGUAAUGUGGUUUUAGGUAUGGGUCAGCCUAAUGGCUCUAGUAUCCAACUGAAGUCACACUGAAGUUCAAAUUGACAAUAAAAGCAAAAAAACUUUACCAACAACCAAUUGGAAUGCCAUAUAAUUCAUAAAGGUAAUGCUUUGAAUGGCUUUUGUUAGUGCUGCCAAGUUUGUGACUGUCUAGUGGAAGGGGCAUGAAUGAGGAAUGCAGAGGUUGUGUAUUAAUCAGCUUCAACAGAAAACAGUGCAACAACUGCAACUGAUCACUUGGCUUGAGGUACACUAUUAAAAAAAGUCAAGUUCUGUU